CAUCUGGCAGCCAUGCGUAUGCGGGAAAGAUUCAAAUUCUCUCAAAAACAAGAGUAAUCGAAAUCUCGAAACGUCAGAUUCCGCACGUGUGCUUGGAAACUUGAUGCUUUCACAACAAAAUAUUGAAUAGAAUCGUCUCUUCUUCAACAGUAAGAUGACCUGCGUCGGCAAAGAAAACGGCUAUCUGAUUUAUCGGGGCUGUAAUUUUCUCAAGCAGCGUUUGAUCCUGUCUACCUUGAGUGGUAAACCGAUUGAAAUCCGUGACAUCCGACUAGUGGACGGUAAUAAUCCAGGUCUUAGAGAAUACGAAAUCGAUUUAUUGAAACUGUUGGAUCGUGUCACCAAUGGAUCGAGGGUGCGAAUCGAUCAAAGUGGUUGUUCGUUGACUUACCAGCCCGGUUUGCUGCAUGGCGGAGUGUUUCAACACGAUUGCUGCGUGGAACGAGGUAUUGGAUAUUAUUUGGAUGUUCUGUUGGCACUAGGACCCUUCUGCAAGCUGCCUAUGGAUGUAACCCUAACGGGUGUGACAAACAGUGUCGAAAGUCCAUCGGUUGAUCACAUCAAGGCUUCCGGUUUUGCAACGUUGAAAAGAUUUCUGCUGGUGGACGAAGGUUUGGAACUAGUAAUAAGAAAACGAGGCCUAAUGCCCGCUGGAGGCGGAGAGGUUGGGUUCAAGUGUCCAGUACGAAAAACACUGAAAGCCAUUCAGUGUACCAAGCCGACGAUGGUCAAACGAAUUCGGGGGAUGGCUUACUGUUGCAAAGUUUCACCUGCGAUGGCCAACCGGAGUGUUGAAUCGGCUAAAGGAGUGAUGCUGAAUUUUUUGCCGGAUGUUUACAUUAAUACCGAUCAGCAUAAGGGUAAACGUUCGGGAAACAGUCCCGGUUAUGGAGUGAAUCUUGUGGCGGAAACAACCGACGGGACAAAAUUUUCUGCGGAGGCAACUAGUCGGACGCUGCUGAGCGGAGAAAAUCCGUCGAUUCCGGAAGAAUUGGGCAAGGAAGCUGGCCUGAAGUUAUUGGACGAAAUCUAUCGGGGAGGAUGCGUUGAUUCAACAUUUCAGUGGAUGGUGGCACUGUUUAUGGCUCUCGGACAGAAAGAUGUAUCGAAAUUUUUAAUUGGGCCUCUAUCCAGUUAUUCGAUCUAUUUCUUGCAGCAUUUACGGGAAUUUUUCGGUAUUACAUUCAAACUUGAAAACGCUACCGAAGAAGACGAUGACUUGGGGGACGACGAUGCAAACGCAGGGUCGAACAAAGUCAUGCUUACCUGCGUCGGAAUCGGUUAUAGUAAUUAUAGUAAAAAAGUGAUAUAAGUAUCGAAUUUAUUCAAGUUAAAA
Molecule: messenger RNA, 1336 nt
Organism: Malaya genurostris
Lineage: Eukaryota; Metazoa; Arthropoda; Insecta; Diptera; Culicidae
Gene: Rtc1
Product: probable RNA 3'-terminal phosphate cyclase-like protein
Exons: 2
Coding region: 155-1312 (385 amino acids)
Biological process (GO): ribosome biogenesis; endonucleolytic cleavage of tricistronic rRNA transcript (SSU-rRNA, 5.8S rRNA, LSU-rRNA)
Cellular component (GO): nucleolus
Molecular function (GO): RNA endonuclease activity
Source: RefSeq, a predicted model, not a curated record